AUGCAGAGUUGCAUUGGUGUUUUGGCAAGCACCAGAGUCCCUCUUGUGGACAAGAAAUGGACUCAAUUGCCCAAGGACUUGAAGCAGCAGAUUUGGGAAGCUGUUCAAAUGGCUUAUGUUGUUGGGGAAGGGGGUACGAAGAUGGUGCUGUCGUCUGCCGCCAAAAAAUGGAAGGAUUUUAAGUCUACCUUAAUUAGGCAGUUUAUCCUUCCAUUCGCAAAUGAAAAGGAGAAGUUAAAAGAGGCCCCUCAGCUUUAUAACUUCAUAGAGAAGUCGCAAUGGGAUGCCUUUGUAGCUUCAAGGUUAUCCCCAGAUUUUGAGGUUGUGCAUUCUGAGCAGUCACAGAGAAGGGAGAAAUGUGAGUACAACCAUAGGUUGUCUCGAAAAGGAUACGUUGGUUUGGAGGAUGAAUUGAAAGAAACCAUACCCGGUGAAGAAAUCGAUCGAUCUCUGCUAUGGAAGAAGGCAAGAUAA
Prunus armeniaca (apricot) is the source of this 474-nucleotide messenger RNA. NCBI's taxonomy places the organism in Eukaryota, Viridiplantae, Streptophyta, Magnoliopsida, Rosales, Rosaceae. The record is from the annotation of a GenBank genome assembly.